This is a messenger RNA of Spodoptera frugiperda (fall armyworm), 6041 nucleotides long. RefSeq names its product putative epidermal cell surface receptor (gene sas). Bases 288 to 4814 code for a protein of 1508 amino acids. The record is from RefSeq and is a predicted model, not a curated record. Gene Ontology annotation, molecular function: protein binding. The transcript has 19 exons. NCBI's taxonomy places the organism in Eukaryota, Metazoa, Arthropoda, Insecta, Lepidoptera, Noctuidae.
ACCGGUCGGCGGCGCCCGCGCAGCGCGUCAGUCCCGCGCACCGCGUCAACACUCCACCACGCACGCGCGAUCCGCGCACGCGCAUAAACCAAUACCAUAUCGUGUCAUCACAAAACAUUUUUUAAAUUCUUUUCAAAUAUAUUUGAACUAUUAUCCUUAAGUUUUUUUUCUAGUGUUGUGUCAGUGAAUGUGAAACGGACUGUAUUGUUUUUUUUUUUGUUAGAAAGUGUUCCUACCUGCCAGGAGUGUUUUUCUAUAGUCCACCGAUGGCGCUACGGUGACCGAAGAUGUCCGUCCGCGCAGUAGCGCUAUGGUGCGUGGUGGUCGCGGUGAGCGCACGCGCCGCCGCCUACACCGUCGACUGCAACCACGAGUACACCGAUUGUGAUACUGAACUCAGUAAAAUAACAGGAGAAGAAGAUGACGUCAGAGCUAAUAACAGGCAACCACCACAGGCACAGCGACAACCAACAACAGAGGCUUCAGGUCGACAAGCUCAAUCAACAACACUAACAACAACUAGCACAACUACUACAACAGAACUAUACAUAGAAACAAGUACAGAAAGAAGAAUGGACUCAGAAACUGAGCCAACACCACUAUCAGAAGUCGGUGAUCCAAUACUACCAACACAAGAAAUUAUCAAACCAAGACCGAGACUAUUGCAUCUAAACGUAGACGAACUACAGAACUUUGCUAUUGCACUACACAAUGAAACGAAUGCAAAAGGACAAAAGAAGCAUUUGACAGAUCUCAGUGAUGUUAAUUUGGAUGUUGAUGAUGAUGAUGAGCCGAGGAUGAUACCAGUAGAACAUAAGCAUAAGGAUAUGCCUGAGAAGUUCUAUGCUAAUCUGCAGGCUCCCUUCCAUCCGCUGAUGACGGUGGAACGAGGGUCCGAGGAAAUUGACACGUGUAAAGAGAAUGAGAUUAUUUAUAAGAUAGGAGAACGAAUGGACCGUGGUUGUGAGGAAACGUGCGAGUGCGUAGCGGGAGGAGUAUUCGAUUGCUCUCCUCGCUGCAAGCAUCCUUACAUCCGACGUGGUAGAAGACUGAACGAUCCUCUCUGCUUCGAGUCUCCUGUGGACGAAUGCUGUUCCAUUAUAGCCUGCGCUACUGGAAAUGCAGAAAAUGGAAAGGUAUCGAAGAUAGACGUGUGUCGCUAUGGAAAUGAGACGCAUGCAAUUGGCUCCACCUGGCACAUCGGGUGUGAGCAGAGCUGCACUUGUGAACCAAACUCCGUUGUCACUUGCAAACCCAGAUGCAAACCCCUACCAGUUUCGGACAAGUGCAUCAACGUCCAGGAUCCAAACGACGCGUGCUGUGAGGUCCAGGUGUGUGACGUCAGCCACGAUGCUCACGAGGAACCGGAGAAUGCUACCACUUCCACUACCACUACAACUACCACUACCACCACUAGUACCACUACUGAGAUGAUCAAAGGCUUCGAAGAAUACGACGAGCAAAUUCCAAAUAUCCAAAAUAUCCAAAGACCUCUAGUACUGACGGAACCGAUAGGAUCUGUGAAGGUGCUGCAGAACAACUCCGUCCAGGUCAACCUGAUGCAUUUGAACCAGAGCGAGGAUCCUAUCCACCUUCUCCUAAGCAAUGAUGGUGGAAAGUCCUUCAGCGACGUGGAGUUGAAGUAUUCCAACCUGAUCCUCAAUUUGGAAGGUGGUAAAGACUAUAUACUCAAGACUAAGGAGACUGGAACGAAGUUCAACUUCACUAUUACUGCUUCUGAUAAUGGACUUAAUGAAGUACCUAAUGAGGAUAUCCAUAAUGUGUCCAAAGCUGGGUGUUAUCAUGAUGGGCAGUUUUAUGCUAUUGGUGACGAAUUCCACAUCGGUUGUUCGGAGCUCUGCGAAUGCACUGGUCCGGACACCCACGAGUGUGCAGCACUUGUGUGUCCUUCCCACGUGGGCCUGGAGCUGGUCUCCAAAGGCUGCGUGAGAUGGGCACCCUCACCUCCAGCCACUCCACCCAACUGCUGUCCCAGGUCCGCCAGAUGUUUGAGCGAUGGAACCUGCCAUUAUAAGGGAAUUGCUGUGCCAAAUUGGAGUGAAGUACCAAUAACAUUAACUGGUUGUGAACAACGUUGUUUCUGUGAGAAUGGGGAGCUGGACUGCCAAGAGGUGUGUUCGCCCCUCCCUGCUGUACCUCCUCAGUCACUACGCUGUCCUCCCACUCACCGGCCUGCUCCCGUCAACAUAUCCGACGAGGAUUGCUGCAAGCAGUGGGGAUGUGUACCUCACCCCGCUGGAAAUGGAUCAUCUUUUCAGAGUUUCAACAUGCCUGUUCUCGGUGAAAUGAUGAACUUUGUGACGCCACUACCACCUGAGACACCCACAUCUGCCCCUGUCAUACCCACCCCUCCCUUUACGACUGACGCUGUAGACUACUACAGACACCUUAACCCUGUGAAAUCACUACCAAAAUACCUCAAAACUGUCUUCCCUUCCACAGUCACAGUAGUUGCCCAGUACCAACCUGAAUCAGUUUCCAAACCCUCGCCUAGUACUCAAGGAGACAAUAUCACAGUAUUCUCCCUCAACGAUGUCGAUGCCAAAUUCAAAACUAUUCAUCCCGAGCCACCCCUCGUUGGUACCCAUGAUAACUGGGACCUACAGCACCGAAAACAAGAACACCCAAAACUGCCAGAUUCUUAUAGAAAACCACUCCCACCUCCCACUUACCAACAAACUCGCGGUGACCAGCACAUUAACUACAUUACCCCAGAUAUGAAACUACACGAAUUCUUUCAUAGGCCUCCUCCGCCUACCCCACGCCCACUCCAACAGUCCGCAGAAACAGGACCAGUUAAAUCAGUGUAUGAGCCGGUUAGGAAAGUGCCCAUCUCUAGAAUAGAAAAUCUUAACUUCUUUCUACCUUCGCUCGAAAGACGACCGUUAUCCGAAUUCACUAAAAGCCACAGUGAGAUGAAAUCUAACACUAUGUCCGAUAUGCAUGUGCCGAACUUAUUCGAACCCGUUAUACAAAAUAACACUGGAGACUUCCAUAUUCCUCACGUGAUCCUCCCCCAAAGUAGUGGUCGAGACCAGGCAUUUAGGAAGCAUGUGACAAUACUUAAAACUAAGGACAUGAAGAGCCCAAAACCGACUGAAAUGUACCAUGACGUGUUGUGGGAGGACGAUAGCAAAGCACACCAUGUGUUGACUAAAGACCCAAAUCCUUAUGAGACUGUGCUACUAAGACCUGUGCUUAACUCUAAGCCUGACGUCGCCUCAACAUAUACUCAAAACUCGAAGGCGACCCACAUGGGUACUAAGACGUACACGACACUGGAUUUAGAGCAUUUGCUCAAUCAGAUGGAUGUGGAGACUGUAGCGAAUAAGAACCUGGGACGGUCGGCAGACAAAGAUCCGGGGGACCCGGCAGGUCACACGACAACGGAUGGGCCAUCUCUGCAGUCAUUCCUUCCAACCAUACCUCCUGAGAUCCACUUCCCUCACGAUGAUAACAUUCCGGACUACGACCAGAACAACAUCCACAGGCCUAUGGGUCCUGGGGAGCCUGCAUUGCAGGGUCUACCACCAGGUCUGACCCUACCUCCAGGGUAUGGAGACAUGAACAAGAAGCUGACUGUUAUUUCUCUGCAAGCGGACUCUCCUACAAGUGUGAAGAUGCUGUUUGGACUUCCACCUGUGCUGGUGGGAUUGAGAGGCAGUGUCGAUUUGAGAUAUACUGAUAAGGCCGACGAAGACAUCGCCCAUUGGUUCUCGCAAGUGUUCGCGCCAGCAGACGAGAUCCUGACCACUCCUCGUCUAGAGUUCAGACUGACGGGUCUCUCUCCCGGCACAACGUACAAGAUCAGAGGAAAGCUGUACCUCCACAACCUUCCAGUGGAACCAGAAAGUGAAAUCUAUACAGUUCGGACUCUGGAUUCACCUUCGGCGACUCCAACAGUAGAAGAGAAACGCCGUGAGAUAGACAGCCGGCUGACGAUCGUGGAUGUCAAUGACACCGUGGCUCACGUCACGUGGAGACGGUUCGGCGAGGACGAGCUGCAGUUCAUAGACGCUAUACAAGUCAGAUACCGUCCAGUGGGCACUCCAAUCUACAGCAUGACAGAACUCCUACACCACAGCCGGUCCACGGCUGAGCUGCAUGACUUGCGCCCUGGUAGUCGGUAUGAGGCAUCUCUCGUGUUGGUACCGCCUCCGAAAGCUACCACUGAGCUGGUCGAUCCUGGUAGAAUUGAGUUCACCACCGCUCCUUAUGUUGACCCAUACAACUGGACGGUGACCAUCGAGGCUCGCACGGUUGGCUCAGAAGCUGCAGAAGUAUGGUGGCGUGGUAUCCCAUCACCAGCUGAGCGCUGGGUUCGAGUCUACCGUGGAGCUCAUGCAUGUGGAUCUAAGAGGGAACAGGAUGAAUUCCGUCUGGCUACCAGGGAUCUACCUCCUGCUAUCACUCUUACUGGGCUGCAGCCUAACACUAAAUGUCGUGUGUGGCUGGAAAUGUUCCUGACGAACGGUAAAGUGAAGACUAGUAAUGUUUUGGAGAUUAACACAAAACAUGAAGACUCUCCCGAGCCUAUAGACAACGAGAUAGAAGCAUCAUCAGUGGCCAGUCGUCACCGCGGCGACUACUACGGCGCGCUGGUGGGGGUGGGGGCGGUGGCUGCCCUCGGCGCCCUCACCUCGCUGCUGCUACUCCUUGUGGUGCUUCGGAGACAUCGACCACGAUCCGUGCCUAUCACUACUGUGCCAUCUGCUCCUCGAGAGUCGUCGCUCCCGCCGUACGACAACCCAGCAUACAAACUAGAGUUACAACAGGAAACCAUGGACCUCUGACAGUUAAGUUCCCGUGGGCACCUGAAUGGCCUCAACGGGAUCUCGGAGCGCGGCGUUGAUGUAGACAUGCACAACGGCAGGCCAUACAACGAGAUGGGUGUAUGAGCCCAUACAACCAACCAAACAGACCAAUACCUGUUUACUAAUACAAUAAAAUAAAAUAACUACACGAACUUUUAAAAUGUGUUUGUGAGAUACCAUACAACAUUCAUACAAAUAAAUAAAGGGUGUAUAUAACAACCCCGUACAAAAGUUGUAUGGCCAAGAAUGUGGGAGUAAAUAAAUUAAUAACAAAAAAAAAUUUCAUGGGACCAUACAAUAAUGUGACUUUACUAAAAAAAACUGUGAAUUAAAGUGAAACAGUGAUGGACGGACGAAAGUUUUUGUACGUAUUUGUAUGUUUUACAUGGGUUUAAGUGUUCUGUACCUUAAUUUAAUCAAAUUUGUAUAAAAUAAGGUAGCGAAAACCAUACAAAAAUGUAUGGAAUUUAAUUAUUAUGUUCUUAAUAUAAGUGCUAUGAAAUUCGUUACAAUUCAAUUAAAAAAUGUGUAAACAUAAAGUUAUAUGUCAUAGUAAGUAGCAGAUUCCUUAUAUUAAAAUGUAGUAGAAUAAUUAAUUUCUUCCCCAUAAAUUAAUUAAUCAUAAAAAAAUACCCGAUGUGAUAUCCCAUAAAUAGAUAAGCUGUCACUUUUGUAUUGUAUUGUAUUUAAAUAAUUUUAUUAUGCAUCGAAAUACAAUCAGCCUAAGUAAUUGCAAACCUAAGAUAUUUUUUUAAAUGUGACUUUGCCGUCUGUCGACGCAAUCGGAUUCUAUUACGGCUUUUAUUUCAUCCUAUUUAUAUAUACCUAUCUGUAUUUAGUAUGUCUAUAUUUUUUAAGUAUGUAAGAUUCGUAGCAAAUGGUGUUCCAUUGUCUCUGCCUACCCCCAUGGGGGACAGGUUAUCUAUGUAUCUAUGUAUGUUUAUUUCUUAGUUAAAUUAAUGAUAAAACUAUUCUGUGCCUUUGAUUCGAAUCAACUUUUUUUUCUUACCUCUUUUAUAUUUAUUUAUUUCUUCUUGAUUAUUACCGGCGACGGCUUAGCGAGACUAAGAUAUAUUCCAUAUGUGUAUAUAGUGUAAUAAAUAGAUUUUGUACUUAAUUCCAAUACCUUGUGUAUAGCUAUAACUAUUGUAAAAUAAACAAACUGCCCGAUACAUUUGUUAAUGAAAAUUAAAUGUUGAAAAAUUA